Molecule: messenger RNA, 1465 nt
Organism: Syzygium oleosum
Lineage: Eukaryota; Viridiplantae; Streptophyta; Magnoliopsida; Myrtales; Myrtaceae
Product: zinc finger AN1 and C2H2 domain-containing stress-associated protein 16-like
Exons: 2
Coding region: 303-1196 (297 amino acids)
Cellular component (GO): cytoplasm
Molecular function (GO): zinc ion binding
Source: RefSeq, a predicted model, not a curated record
GUACGGCAAAAAACAGGGAGACCCGGAUUCCUCCAAUCUGAGGAAGGACGACCGGGCCAACGACUUUCCGCUGUCGCUCUGUUUCGGUUCCCUCCCAUUCUUCACGCGGAUUUUUGGAACUCCUCGAGACCUCCCGAGUCGUCGUGUUCAUCUUCUCGGUCCUAAAUCCCCCACAAAACUCGCCGAAUCGAAAGUAAGUCGCACGUUUGCUCUCGCGAUUUCACGGCUCCUCUCUUCUUCUUCUUCGUUCCUCGUGAAUCCUCGUUUCGGGUCCGGUGUCGGAGCGCUCGCCGAAUUUCCCGAUGGGGACGCCGGAGUUUCCUGAUCUGGGGAAGCACUGCACCGUCGACGUCUGCAAGCAGAUCGAUUUCCUUCCCUUCACUUGCGAUCGCUGCAAUCAGGUAUUUUGUCUGGAGCACAGGAGCUACAUCAAACAUCGAUGUCCGAAAGCUGACAGGAAAGAUGUCACAGUUGUUAUCUGUCCACUCUGCGCCAAAAGUGUCCGGCUUAAUCCCGAUGAAGACCCAAAUAUUACUUGGGAGUCCCAUGUUAAUAUAGAGUGUGACCCCUCAAAUUUUGACAAAGUCACAAAGAAGAAAAAAUGCCCUGUACCUGGUUGCAGGGAGAUCCUUACAUUUUCAAACACAAUUAAGUGCAAAGACUGCACUCUGGAUCACUGCUUGAAGCACCGGUUUGGUCCAGACCACAAUUGCGCUGGUCCAAAAAAACUAGACACUACUUUCCCCUUUGUCAAUUUUUUGAACAGGAGUAAAAAAGAAGUCUCAAAAUCAAGUGGAGCUCCAGCAACAUCUUCCAAGUGGACGGCGAGCAUUCUGAAUGCUGCUUCAACAGUUAGAGCCUCAACAGCAGGAGGCAUGGCGAAAUUGAGUAAUGAAUUAAACCGAGCAUUGCAAAUUGCAAAGGAUGGGGUGGGGCAGAGUAGCAGCAGUGUUAGUGGUGGUGGUAGUGGAAGUGGAAGUAGGCAGCUAGAGGAGUGCCCACAAUGUGGUGCAAAGUUUUCAUCUGUCGCAUCCCUCAUAGAGCAUGUGGAAAAGGUCCAUGAGAGCAGCGGUAACCGUGCCCCUGUUCGAAAGGUCACAAUUGAUGUUUGCCCCAAGUGUAGUAGAGGAUUUCGUGAUCCCAUUUCUCUUGUGGAACAUGUUGAAAGGGAUCACGGUGGUACUUCUACAGCUUAGUAAGCCAUACUUUGUGACGUUUCAAAAGCAGCAUGUCAAUGACAGAUCUUUGGAAGUAGUUGUUUUGUCAUUUGUUUAAUUAUUGGCAAAUGUUCAGUUUGUUUGAACGCGUCGGACCUAUUUGUCUGAGGGCUCAUUUGUGACUCUUCUGCAAGUGCAUUGUUAACUGUGAGGAGGAUGUACAAGGGGAAAGGUGGAGGUAUAAUAGAUAGAAUUUCGAGCUUUUUGAUUGUGAAUUCUUAAACAAUCAAAAAUCAAUUUUAUUUUUA